Sphaeroforma arctica JP610 is the source of this 2499-nucleotide messenger RNA. RefSeq lists its product as hypothetical. Gene Ontology annotation, biological process: positive regulation of transcription by RNA polymerase II. Gene Ontology annotation, cellular component: transcription regulator complex; histone acetyltransferase complex. Gene Ontology annotation, molecular function: histone acetyltransferase activity; chromatin DNA binding; transcription coactivator activity. Bases 421 to 2499 code for a protein of 692 amino acids. The record is from RefSeq and is a predicted model, not a curated record. The transcript is spliced from 5 exons. Lineage: Eukaryota; Ichthyosporea; Ichthyophonida.
GCUACAGUAAAGCUUAAAGCGAAGGGGUUCGAGACGCAGACACACAGGCCGAGUGUGUAUAUCGUUCGAGCACUCACGUACAUGCAGAUGGAAGACAGUUCCGUCUGGUUAGAUAGAGAUACCAGUGUUGUGCGGCAAAGCUGACAGUACUAUAGUUUUGUUUUCAUAUCACUACAGCUUGUAAUGCGCUACUCAGGCUCAAUAUAUUCAAAAAAGUUACAAGACGUACAAAGAAGCUCCGGAAAGUAAGCGGAGUACGUUCCAGGAUAGAGGAUAUACGCUCUUCAAUAUCAAAGCAAGCAAUAUAAGGGUUGUUUGUGAAUAUCGUAUCUAGUUGGUAGUCUGCGACUUCACUUUAGAUAGAUAUAUGACAGCACGGAGAUUGAAUUACCUCGGCAUGGUGUGCUGAGACCUAGAAAUAUGGACGACGAUUCCGAUAGAGACCAGAAGUUUCUAGAAGGAUUGCCAGAGUUCUUCAAUGAUGACUCUGACUCGCCCGCGGGGAGUGACACCGCGGGUGGCGCCCUGAGUCGCAAGAACACCGGCGGUGGGGGUGGAGGCGAUCUCGGCCUUUCUCUCAGCGGCCUCGGAGUUGUCGGCGGCGGAACUUCGGCCGAUACUUUCAGCAAUUUUAAUUUUGGCGAUGCCAACUUAUCACUCCUGCUGGACGAGGCUGCGACCAAUAAUAAUGCCACAGGUGCAGGGGAUGGGUCAGUAGGCCAGACCAACGCCCCCUUAGGCAUGUCGCUCAGUAGCCUUGGAUUUCCAUCCAGUAGCAGCAAUACAGGGCUUGCGAAGAGUGGUACGACUGCAAAUGCGAAGUCCGGCACCAGCACAAAGACCGAGUCAGGCGCGGUGACCAAGACGCUGACACCGCCAUUGUCUAUGAGUGGCAGAGCCUCGCCAGUUACGCUGGGAAAGGGCUUGUUGUCAUUGGGCACUGAAGCGGUUAAAAAUAGAACGAAAGCGGGCACGCCGGAUGCGGGUAGUACGGGCGAUGGUCGUAAGAAGUCUGGGGUAAACUCGCCGCCAGUGAACAAAGCCGAUAACAACAACAGUGCAAAAGAUGAUGCCAGUAAAGGCAAGAACCCGAAUUCCGGCUCUGGGCGAGACAACAAUUACAUGUCCGAUAUCAACCAGAGCGGCAGAGAUGAUGGGUUAUCCGCGUUAGGGAUGGGUAAUAUGAAUAUGUCGACCGGAACGCCCGGAGCCACUAAUUUUGGCAACAACAAUAACGGGAUGAGCCAGUCCGGCGAUAAUGCGCUAGAAAUGCAGCAGCGACCUAUGAAUCAGAAUCAAUACGGAAAUCUGCAACAAAAUCAUAAUCAGUUCCAGAACCAGAUGCAGCAGAAUCAGAACCAGAACCAGAACCAGAUGCAGCAGAAUCAGAAUCAGAACCAGAACCAGAACCAGAACCAGAACCAGAACCAGAACCAGAACCAGAACCAGACUCAAAAUCAGAGCGAAAGCCAAAACCAGAAUCAGAUGCAAAAUUCGACUCAGAGUAUAAUGGGAUCGAAUAUCGGAAUUGGUGGCACAAAUUUGGCAGGGCUGGAAUCGCUUUUAGACCCCAAUAGUGGGCAGAGUGGAAACCAGAUCUCUAGCAUGCAACAACCAGGAGCAGCAGGACUAGAUAUGGGCGGACAGGGGGGCGGUAGUGGUAAUCUGGGCAUGCCCAACGACCGGAACAUCAAUGAACUACGUAACCAGUUGAGUGUGCUAUUGCAUGCUCACAGGUGCAGUCAACUCAACGGAUGCGAUCCUACAUGCCAGCUCAUGAAGGAGGUCCUGACGCACAUGGCCAGUUGUCAGAAUAAGAAGAACUGUACCACUAUGCACUGUGCCAGCUCACGGCAGAUCAUAGGACACUACAGGCGGUGUACGAACGGCACAUGCGGACUUUGUGCGCCAGUCAGGAGCGAGGAACUUGGACAAGGACAGAACAAACCCUUCGGAGCGAUGGCCGGCAAUACACCCACUGCCAGCCCUGGACCAAUGAGAAUGAGAAUGGCAGGCGGAGGUAUGGGUCAGUCCCAGUUUUCUCUGAUGAGAAACAAUAUGGGCGUUGGUGGCGUCAGUCCUCAAAGCCAGACUGGGCCUAAUGGAAGAGUUACCGGACCUGACUGGAGGCAAAACUUCCAUAUGCAGAGGAGAGAGAAGCUUGUAAAUCAUUUAGCCGAAUCUCUAUCCGCCUUAACAUCGCGCAUCAACUUCGAGUCGAGUAGCACACCGCAAGAACUGAGAGAUGUAGCCAUUCGCAUGGAAGAACAAGAGUUCAACCGUGCUGAGACGGAAGAACAGUACAUUGAGCUUCUGGCUGAGAAAAUAUACAAGGUCAACAAGGCACAACAGGGCGCAGGGAAUAUGCCACCCAUGCAGGGUAUGGGCGCUGGUGGCAAUAUGAACCAGAACGCCGGUGCCAACGGACAGCCGGGCUGGAUGGGGCAGGGGCCCAGGCCACCGACUGGUAUGCUACUGCUUAGAACGAUAUUUGUUUGA